AUGGAUUUGAAGUUUACACUCAUCGUACUAGUCAUAACAGCUUCAAUGUUUUCAGUGAGCAUGGCCAAUAAAGACUGGUUCUUUGGCUUCAAUUACACCGGGUGGUCCUCCAGAUUUGGGAGUCAUAACCUGAACAAAACACAGCUACAACCCAGGCAAAUACUCGUAGGUGGUUCCCAGCAUUGGCACUUUGGCUACAACUACACCGAUUGGGCCAUCAAGAAUGCCCCAUUUUACGUCAACGAUACUCUAGUUUUCAAGUAUGAUGCUCCAAACGCCACCACUUUCCCACACAGCGUGUACAUAUUCAAAAAUUUCUGGAGCUUCUUGAAUUGUGACCUUAAAGAGGCUAAGAUGCUGGCGAAUCCAACGCAAGGUGCAGGGGAGGGAUUCAAGUUUGUGCUCAAGAAGUGGCAGCCUCACUACUUCGCAUGUGGCGAGCGAAACGGCUUCCAUUGCAACAAUGGCACUAUGAAGUUUGCUGUGAUGCCAAUGCUUCGUCCCUUCUGGCAAUGGCCAUGA
Molecule: messenger RNA, 522 nt
Organism: Abrus precatorius (Indian licorice)
Lineage: Eukaryota; Viridiplantae; Streptophyta; Magnoliopsida; Fabales; Fabaceae
Exons: 2
Coding region: 1-522 (173 amino acids)
Molecular function (GO): electron transfer activity
Source: RefSeq, a predicted model, not a curated record